GAGGGGCAGUCGUGGCCGCCGGAGGCUGAGCGCCCGCGCGUGGACGAAGUGACCCCGGCAACUUCUCCAACUCGGCCGGCGCCGCCCCGCGCGCACCCGGGACUCCGGGGGAACGGCCGUGUCGCCGAUCGGGGGCCCGGGCGCGUGUCGGGCUCUCCACCCAGGGUUCUGUGCCUGAAUUACAAAGACAGCUCUUCAGCCAGUUCAUUCCAGAUGAAUGAAUGAUUAUGUGAAGUGUGGUCUACACUUCCUCUGGGGGAUCAUUUCAUGGACCCACUGCCCGGACUUACUAACCACGCUGCCUUGCGCCUGGGACCCUGUCAAGUCGACUGACCAAUAAUCUCCCUCAGUGCACAAACUAGACUGCAGGUGACGAUGGGAAACUCCGAGAGUCAGUACACCCUACAAGGACCUAAAAAUCAUAGCAAUACUAUUACUGGUGCUAAACAAAAGCCUUGCUCCCUGAAAAUCCGUGGCCUUCAUGCCAAGGAUGACAAGUCAUUGCACGGAUGGGGUCAUGGCAGCAGCGGAGCAGGGUACAAGUCCAGGUCGUUGGCCCGAAGCUGCCUUUCUCACUUUAAGAGCAAUCAGCCUUACGCAUCCCGACCAGGCGGCCCCACGUGCAAAGCCUCCAAAGGCAGUGCCUAUGCCAAGCAUAGGACAGGUGCCGCAGGGUCAGAUUUCCAGGGCACCGAUGCCGCUUUCUCACCCGAGAAUGGCUUCCACUAUGUCGGACGCCCGCCCGAGGAGAACCACUCGGCCUCGAGGGACUGCCGCAACGGGCACCUUCUCAACUGCUACAGCGGGAACGAAAGCAUCGCGUCCACCCCGCCGGGUGAGGACCGCAAGAGCCCCCGGGUGCUCAUCAAGACGCUGGGCAAGCUGGACGGCUGCCUGCGGGUAGAGUUCCACAGCGGCGCCGCGCCCCCGGGGGCCUCCUCCUCCGGCGGCCCGGUGCAGCUGCUGCGCUACUCGGCCGGUUCCCCGCCCAGCCCGCGCGCCUCCCCGGCCGCCGCCGCGCGCCCCCGCUCCAGCAAGGGCAGCUCGCUCAGCUCCGAGUCCUCCUGGUACGACUCGCCCUGGGGCCCGGCCGGCGAGGUCAGCGAGGCCGAGGGCUCCUUCGCCGCGCCCGACACGCCCGAGCCCGGCCUCCACGCUGGCUUCCCGACCAGGGAUGCUCCAAAGCCUUUCAGCCAAAGCGCCUCCCUCUCAUCCCUCCGGGACCCCUACCCCAACGCCUCCCUGGGGAGCCUGGCCCCCGCGGCCCUGCGGCUUUCCGAUGACUACAUGGGCACCCGCGCCAGCCUCAGUGCCCGCGUGUCCUUCGCCUCAGACAUGGACGUGCCGGCCCGCGUGGAGCGCGGGGAGCCCGGGCAGUUCGCGUCCUUCACCCUCCCUUGCCGCAAGUCCAGGGCCCUGGGCGAGGAGUCCUCCAAGAAGGACACCCUGAAAGCCAGGAUGCGCCGCAUCAGCGACUGGACGGGAAGCCUCUCGAGAAAGAAGAGGCGACUCCAGGAGCCGAGGUCCAAGGAGGGCAGUGACUACUUUGACAGCCGUUCGGAUGGGCUGAACGUGGACACGCAGGGGCCCUCCCAGGGGUCUGUGUCCCUGUGGUCAGGGGGCUCCACUCAGAUCCUGUCCCAUAGAAGCGAAUCUGCUCAUGCGAUCGGCAGCGACCCCCUUCAGCAGAACAUUUACGAGAAUUUCAUGCGAGAGCUGGAAAUGAGCAGGACCAACACGGAGAACCUUGAGACGUCCACGGAAACGGCCGAGUCCAGCAGCGAGUCGCUCAGCUCUUUGGAGCAAUUGGACCUGCUCUUUGAGAAGGAGCAAGGGGUGGUGCGCAAAGCCGGGUGGCUCUUCUUCAAACCCCUCGUCACUCUGCAGAAGGAAAGGAAGCUGGAACUGGUGGCCCGGAGGAAAUGGAAGCAGUAUUGGGUGACACUUAAAGGAUGCACGCUGCUGUUUUACGAGACCUACGGGAGGAAUUCCAUGGAUCAGAGCAGUGCCCCCCGCUGUGCCCUGUUUGCAGAAGACAGCAUCGUGCAGUCUGUCCCGGAACAUCCCAAGAAGGAACAUGUUUUCUGCCUCAGCAACUCCUUCGGGGAUGUCCACCUGUUCCAGGCCACCAGCCAGACAGACCUGGAGAACUGGGUCACCGCCAUCCACUCGGCCUGCGCAUCCCUCUUUGCAAAGAAACACGGCAAAGAGGACACAGUCCGGCUGCUGAAGAACCAGACCAGAAACCUCCUCCAGAAGAUUGACAUGGACAGCAAGAUGAAGAAGAUGGCGGAGUUACAGCUGUCCGUGGUGAGCGACCCAAAGAACAGGAAGGCCAUAGAGAACCAGAUCCAGCAAUGGGAGCAGAACCUAGAGAAGUUUCACAUGGAUCUGUUCAGGAUGCGCUGCUAUCUGGCCAGCCUGCAGGGCGGGGAGUUGCCGAACCCCAAGAGCCUCCUUGCUGCCGCCAGCCGCCCCUCCAAGCUGGCCCUGGGCCGGCUGGGCAUCUUGUCAGUUUCCUCUUUCCACGCUCUGGUAUGUUCUAGAGAUGACUCUGCCCUUCGGAAAAGAACUCUCUCACUGACUCAGAGGGGAAGACACAAGAAGGGGUUGUUUUCUUCAUUAAAAGGCCUGGACACACUUGCAAGAAAAGGGAAGGAGAAAAGACCAUCUAUAACUCAGAUAUUCGAUUCCAGUGGCAGCCAUGGAUUUUCUGGAACUCAGCUACCUCAAAGCUCCAAUAACUCCAGUGAGGUGGAUGACCUGCUACACUUAUACGGGUCAGCAGUGGAUGGUGGUCCCCGAGACAGCACGUGGGAGAGCCAAGUUGAUGUUCACUUUCAGGAUCAUCAAGCUGUGACUGUGAUGAUCAAGCCGGAAACCAGAGUAGAAGAUAUUCUGACUCUGGCCUGCAAGAUGAGGCAAUUGGAACCCAGCCAUUAUGGCCUACAACUUCGGAAGUUAGUGGACGAGAACGUUGAGUACUGUAUUCCUGCACCGUACGAAUAUAUGCAGGAGCAGGUUUAUGAUGAGAUAGAAGUCUUUCCACUAAGCGUGUAUGAUGUGCAGCUGACAAAGACCGGGGGUGUGUCUGACUUCGGGUUUGCAGUGACUGCGCAGGUGGAUGAACACCAGCAUCUCAGCCGCAUCUUUAUAAGUGAUGUCCUCCCUGAAGGCCUGGCGUAUGGGGAAGGGCUGAGAAAGGGCAAUGAAAUCAUGACCUUAAAUGGGGAAGCUGUGUCUGAUCUUGACCUCAAGCAGAUGGAGGCUCUGUUUUCUGAGAAAAGUGUCGGGCUCACUCUGAUUGCCAGACCACCGGACACAAAAGCGACUCUGUGUUCUUCCUGGUCAGACAGUGACCUGUUCUCCAGGGACCAGAAGGGUCUGCUGCCCCCUCCUAACCAGUCCCAACUCCUGGAGGAAUUCCUGGAUCACUUUAAAAAGGAUGCGGCAAAUGAUUUCAGCAAUGUCCCUGAUGUCACAACUGGCCUGAAAAGGAGUCAGACUGAUGGCACACUGGAUCAGGUUUCCCACCGGGAGAAGAAGGAGCAGACAUUCAGGAGUGCUGAGCAGAUCACCGCGCUGUGUAGGAAUUGUAACGACACCCAGACCAACGGCAUGGAAGGACCAAGGGAGGGUCAGGACCCUCCUCCGAGGCCACUGGCUCGCCACCUCUCUGAUGCAGAUCGCCUCCGGAAAGUCAUCCAGGAGCUCAUGGACACAGAGAAGUCCUAUGUGAAGGAUCUGAGCUGCCUCUUUGACUUAUAUUUGGAGCCACUUCAGAGUGAGACCUUUCUUACCCAAGAUGAGAUGGAGUCACUUUUUGGAAGUUUGCCAGAGAUGCUUGAAUUUCAAAAGGUGUUUCUCGAGACCCUGGAGGAUGGGAUUUCAGCGUCGUCUGACUUUAACACACUUGAAACCCCCUCGCAGUUCAGAAAACUGCUGUUUUCCCUCGGAGGCUCUUUCCUUUAUUAUGCGGACCACUUUAAACUGUACAGUGGAUUCUGUGCUAAUCAUAUUAAAGUACAGAAGGUUCUAGAGCGAGCUAAAACUGAUAAAGCCUUUAAGGCUUUUCUGGAUGCCCGGAACCCCACCAAGCAGCACUCCUCCACGCUGGAGUCUUACCUCAUCAAGCCAGUUCAGAGGGUGCUCAAGUACCCGCUGCUGCUCAAGGAGCUGGUGUCCCUGACGGACCAUGAGAGCGAGGAGCACUAUCAUCUGACGGAAGCACUAAAGGCAAUGGAGAAAGUAGCCAGCCACAUCAAUGAGAUGCAGAAGAUAUAUGAAGAUUAUGGGACCGUGUUUGACCAGCUUGUAGCAGAGCAGAGUGGAACAGAGAAGGAGGUCACAGAACUUUCAAUGGGGGAGCUUCUGAUGCACUCUACAGUGUCCUGGUUGAAUCCAUUUCUGUCUCUAGGAAAAGCCAGAAAGGACCUUGAACUCACAGUAUUUGUUUUUAAGAGAGCUGUCAUAUUGGUUUAUAAAGAAAACUGCAAACUGAAAAAGAAAUUGCCCUCAAAUUCCCGGCCUGUGCACAGCAAUGCUGACUUGGAUCCGUUUAAGUUCCGCUGGUUGAUUCCCAUAUCCGCGCUUCAAGUUAGACUGGGAAAUACAGCAGGGACAGAAAAUAAUUCCUUAUGGGAGCUGAUCCACACCAAGUCAGAAAUAGAAGGACGCCCAGAGACCAUCUUUCAGUUGUGCUGCAGUGACAACGAAAGCAAAACCAGCAUCGUCAAGGUGAUUCGAGCUAUUCUGAGGGAAAACUUCAGGCGCCACAUAAAGUGUGAACUGCCCCUGGAGAAAACAUGUAAGGAUCGCCUGGUACCCCUUAAGAACCGCGUUCCUGUCUCAGCCAAAUUAGCUUCAUCCAGGUCCUUAAAAGUCCUUAAGAAUUCCUCCAGCAGCGAGUGGCCGGGGGAGCCAGGCAAGGGCAGCUCCCUGGACUCGGACGAGGGCAGCCUGAGCAGCAGCACCCAGAGCAGCGGCUGCCCCCCUGCCGGGAGCAGGCAGGACACCCAGCAGCACCCCCACUCGGGCCUGGCCGACUUCUCCGACAGUCUCAUCAAAGAGAGCGACAUUCUGAGCGACGAGGAGGAGGACUACCCCCAGGCUCGGAGGCAGGGCAGCCCCACCAAAGACAUUGAGAUCCAGUUCCAGAGACUGAGGAUCUCUGAGGACCCCGACGCUCACCUGGCUGAAGAGCCGCCCGGCAAGGAUGGGCAGCCCAAGCUGGUGCGGGGGCACUUCUGUGCCAUCAAACGCAAGGCCAACAGCACCAAGCGGGACAGGGGCACCCUGCUGAAGGCACAGACGCGUCACCAGUCCCUGGACAGUCAUCCUGGAAACGCCAACCUUGAUCUCAGCUCUGUCCUCGAGCGAGAAUUCAGUGUCCAGAGCUUAACGUCGGUUGUCAACGAAGAGUGCUUUUAUGAAACAGAGAGCCAUGGAAAGUCCUAGCACAGUCCAACCCAGAUAUGGGUUACAUUGCUGGUUUCACUGUUAAACUGGUGGCGAAAUGAAAAUUGCAGAAACACUAUUCAUUAGGUUUUGUGCAGGAUACAUUUUCCCACAAAUAGCUGUAAAGACUUAAGUUAUUUUAAUUUAUUGUGGAUCAGAAAACUAGCUUAAACUGGUCAGAAUUUGUAAAUUACUUAGUUUAUAUCCCUUUUGAGCAGGUAUCAAAAUGAUUUAGAAUCCUUAAGACGAAUGCAUUCUAAUUUAUGUAGAAAAAAGUGGGGAAGUUGUGAUUAAUAACUUUUAAAAGGUCAUUUUUUCUCCAAUACUUUCAACUAUUAGGUUUCACUUUAUUUAAAGCAUAUUUAAAUUAUUCUAAUGUGGGUUAGGGGUACAAUGUGCAGAGACUUCAUUUUUGUAAGGUUGUAAUAGAUGCUGUUUAUACUAAACAUGUCACAUCUAUGCAGUAUAUAUAUGUAUAUUAAAGCUUGUACUGUAUCUUACUUGAUAUUUAUUCUCUUUACCAAGCUGUAAAAGGGGAGUAAGUCACAGCCGUGAGCACAUAUGAGAAGUUCAACACCUGGCAGGCUGGCAGCCCCUGAAGUAGCAGCUACAGUCUGCAGCUCUCCUUGUCAUCCUCUUUUUUCUGACUUUUGCCUGAGUUCUUCUCUGAAAUUGUAAGCAAAGAGGUGUGGGUCUUCAUCACACAUUUUUCGGUACACAUCGCAGAGGCUCUUAAAAUGUGAGACAGUGAGUUGGGUAGGUCGUAGAGUCGGGUCCACAUCUGCCGACUCUAACAGUUUUCCUGUGCUUUCUAAUCGCUGAGCUUCAGGGAAUAACAUUCUGAAAGGAAGAGGAAAAAAAAUCAGAUUUCACUUAAAUUCUACAAAUGAUGCUGCUUCCUUCUCCCCUCCUUUGAAAACGGCAUGGUUCCGACAACAUUAGGGAGUGGAAGAGGAGCCUCUGCAGUGGCCUGCGGGCCCCAAGCCCGUGGAGGAGGCUCUGCUUACACCACCGGCAACAGAGGUUCAACAGAACUUGUCUCAAAGGGCUUGGAAGACGGCGUGGCAAGAGGAGACCGAGCUCUCUUACAGGCUGAUGGUCUUCUCAACCAGGAACGCCAGGUCCCCACAUGUUCAGGGUUGGAGGAAAAGUAUUCGCACGUGAUAUCAGGAUGUGUGGAUGAGAAAGACCCAAGACAACCAACCUGGAUGUGCUUUCAGAGGCGCCAGAGAUGUUUCUCCUGCUAGGUGGGGUCUGAGCCACCUGGAACCACCCUGCUGACCUCCCUGUGUCCCCCCCUACCCCCAUCCCCAUCACUGAGGCUGGCAAAUGCUGAGAAUGUUCUAAGCUGGAGAGUGAAAGCUGGCAAUGGAGAGACUUUGCACCUGAAAAUGCUCCCUAAAAUGUCCAUCUUCAGACUGUUUUAGUGUCGAUUAUAUGCCUUGGGUGGAACAGUUAUUCUUCCACUGCAGAGUGACUAUCUCAAUGUUCUUAUUAAAUUUUAAUCGUUUUUUUCAAA
Capra hircus (goat) is the source of this 6976-nucleotide messenger RNA. RefSeq names its product T-cell lymphoma invasion and metastasis 2 (gene TIAM2). NCBI's taxonomy places the organism in Eukaryota, Metazoa, Chordata, Mammalia, Artiodactyla, Bovidae. The coding region runs from base 376 to 5457 and encodes 1693 amino acids. Gene Ontology annotation, biological process: positive regulation of axonogenesis; activation of GTPase activity; small GTPase-mediated signal transduction. The transcript has 30 exons. Gene Ontology annotation, molecular function: protein binding; guanyl-nucleotide exchange factor activity. The record is from RefSeq and is a predicted model, not a curated record. Gene Ontology annotation, cellular component: membrane; synapse.